AUGCAGAACGCACAGCAGCAGAAAGACGCCUGAGGACAACUUCUAUCCAAACUAUAAUUUAAACCCUCAAGUCAAUAUGCAUCCUAACUUGGGUACCUGGCUGGGCGCAGUGACGCUCCUCGUCUGGACCUUCAUAUGCAUCGGGACCCUUGCGGAAGGCUACCCGGUCAAACCCGAAAAUCCCGGCGAAGAUGCGCCCACGGAGGAACUGGCCAAGUAUUACUCCGCUCUCAGACAUUACAUCAACCUCAUCACAAGGCAGAGGUAUGGGAAGAGGUCCAGCCCUGACACACUGGACACACUGAUCUCAGAAUUGCUGCUGAAGGAGAGCACAGACACGCUCCCACAGUCCAGAUAUGAUGAACCCUCGUUGUGGUAAUAGUGUCUGUCCCGGCCCAACACCCGGGCUCAUCGUCGUGGCGACGAGCAACUGAUCUCACCAACAUGGCCGCCUCACCAUGGCCGAUGUCCCAUCCUAACAACCCCAAUGGGUUUCAUGAGUAUGCAUCCCCCUCUCUCCCCAUCCUCCAUCCAGAGGCCAGAUAACUGUUCAGGGUCUUAUGAAAGUCGUUAUCUGUGCAUUGUUAUUCUAAAUCAGGGGAGAGAAUUAUUGAUUGUAUGUUCAAAACUGUGCUAUUAAAUAUGAAUUAUAUAACGGA
Oncorhynchus mykiss (rainbow trout) is the source of this 659-nucleotide messenger RNA. Its product is annotated as neuropeptide Y precursor. Gene Ontology annotation, biological process: feeding behavior; neuropeptide signaling pathway. Gene Ontology annotation, cellular component: extracellular region. The record is from RefSeq and is marked provisional. NCBI's taxonomy places the organism in Eukaryota, Metazoa, Chordata, Actinopteri, Salmoniformes, Salmonidae. Gene Ontology annotation, molecular function: neuropeptide Y receptor binding; neuropeptide hormone activity.